AUGAUUGGACUCCCGCGGCGGUCCCGGGCUCUCCUAAUGGGAUUGAUCCUUUUCUUUAUAGGGGCGACCAUGUACCUCAGGUCCGAGAACUUGGCAGCAGCGACACCGAUACACACAUAUUUCCCACACAGCGGGAUACAGCUGGAGCGAAGCGAGGUCAAAUCUCGGGCGGAUGCGAUCAGGGAGGCUUAUCUACAUUCGUGGAAUGGCUAUAUGCAAUUUGGUUUCCCGAAAGAUGAACUACUUCCGAUGUCGAAACGGGGCGGAAACUCGAUGAGUGGCUGGGGUGCUAGCGUUAUCGAUGGUAUCGGAACGGCGGUAUUGAUGGAACUACCCGAAGUCGUAGAGCAGCAGCUUGAGUUCAUCUCGAAAAUCGACUACACAAAAUGUGAACAUCAGAUCAGUCUGUUCGAAACAACGAUACGAUACCUUGGUGGGAUGAUUUCAGCGUAUGACUUGUUGAAUGGGCCGUAUUCUUCGUUUAUUCAAGCCGGAAAGGGUCAGAAGAACCACGACCUAGUACAGUCCCUACUCAAACAAUCCGUGUCUCUCGCCGAUGCCCUCAAAUGGUCCUUCAACACUUCUUCCGGUAUUCCUAUGCCGUUCUUCAUGCUCGACUCGAAGUGGAUAAAGUCGGACGAUAUAAAUAACAUUGCCGGGAUUGGAACACUUGUGCUCGAGUGGACUCGGCUAUCAGACUUGACCGGUGACCCGCAAUACACCAAAUUAGCCCAAAGAGCACAGGAAUAUUUGCUCAAAGUCGAGAACCCAGAGAUUGGAGAGCCAUUUCCUGGCCUGCUAGGAACCAACGUGGGGCUAAGGGAUGGGCGAUUCCUCGACAGUUACGGUGGAUGGGGCGCCAUGGGCGAUAGUUACUAUGAGUACCUCAUAAAGAUGUACGUCUAUGACCCUCAAAGGUUCCGACGUUACAUGGAAAGAUGGAUUCAAGCAGCCGAUUCUACCAUGACACACCUCACAUCGGUUCCCGACACUACACCAGCCUCUAAUCUUGUUUUCGUAGGCGAAUACAGUAAUGGCCGUUCCGUUGCAUUGCGUGGAUCUCAUCUCGCAUGCUUCAUUGGAGGAAACUUCCUCUUAGGUGGACAGGUUCUUGAUAAUAUGAAAUAUAAUGUCUAUGGUUUAAAACUCGUCGAGGGCUGCCGAGCGACCUACGCCAAAUCACAGUCUGGCAUCGGCCCAGAGAGGUUUGGAUGGGAUGCCAACCUUGUCCCAUCUAACCAGAAAGAGUUUUUCCAAAAAAACGGGUGGUAUUUUGGUGGCGAGAUUGACUAUCGACUAAGACCUGAGGUUAUUGAAAGUUACUACCAUGCUUGGAUAGUCACCAGAGACGACAAAUAUAGACAAUGGGCCUGGGAGGCAUUUGAGGCUAUCAACCGAACUUGCAGGACAGAGCAUGGUUUCACAUCAGUCAGUGAUGUUUCUCGGGAAGAUGGAGGCAAGAAAGAUGAUAAACAGGAAAGCUUUUGGUUCGCAGAGGUUCUCAAAUACCUUUUCUUAAUAUUCAACGAAGAAGGGAUCCAAUCCAAGGAAAAUAUCGGCUUUGUGCCUGGAAAGAAGCAAAAGUGGGUUUUCAAUACCGAGGCCCAUCCUAUCCGAAUCUACUAG
This is a messenger RNA of Orbilia oligospora ATCC 24927, 1626 nucleotides long. RefSeq lists its product as uncharacterized. Gene Ontology annotation, biological process: carbohydrate metabolic process; N-glycan processing. Gene Ontology annotation, molecular function: mannosyl-oligosaccharide 1,2-alpha-mannosidase activity; calcium ion binding. The coding region runs from base 1 to 1626 and encodes 541 amino acids. The record is from RefSeq and is a predicted model, not a curated record. The transcript has 4 exons. Lineage: Eukaryota; Fungi; Ascomycota; Orbiliomycetes; Orbiliales; Orbiliaceae. Gene Ontology annotation, cellular component: Golgi membrane; endoplasmic reticulum.